Platichthys flesus (European flounder) is the source of this 8964-nucleotide messenger RNA. RefSeq names its product coiled-coil serine-rich protein 1 (gene ccser1). The coding region runs from base 506 to 3553 and encodes 1015 amino acids. The transcript is spliced from 11 exons. Lineage: Eukaryota; Metazoa; Chordata; Actinopteri; Pleuronectiformes; Pleuronectidae. The record is from RefSeq and is a predicted model, not a curated record.
AGAAAUGCUGUCUCUUUAAUUGCAGAUGUGAGCACGACAAUGGAGACUCUGCAAAACAUUCCUCCUUAGUUGCUUUAAAUAUUCUAUUUAAAAGUAGAUUCAAUGCAAAUCAAUUUACAUUGAUUCUAUCGGUCAGACAGAGACUGAAUCCAUCAUGCACCUGCCGGAGGAUGCUGAGCUGUGAGGAGGAGGAGGAGGAGGAAGAGGAGGAGGAGGAGGAGGCUCUGGGCCUGUCGUAGCUGCAACAACGCGGAAGAGGAGACGCAGGAGGAAGAGGAGGCUCCACGUCACGGAGGUGUGUGAUAUUGUCGUCAGCGCCUCCACAAGGUGCUUCCUCUGCGCGGCUCCGGGACUUUAGCACCGGGACAGGAACCCUCGUGUCGCCGCUGACAGCUCGGACGUGUCCGCGGAGAGGAGCUACACAUUCCUCCGCCUCUCGCACCGAGCGGCCUCGGCAGACUCUCUGGGAAUCCGCGGAAGCGUACUCCACUGCCUCAGCUUCUAAAUGGGUGAAUCUGGCUCUCGUCGCUCCACACUUGUUUCCCGCCUGCCAAUCUUCCGCCGCAGCAACAGUAAGAGGCAGGAUUCUCUCCCCUCCUCUCCCUCUUCAGGUGGAGUGGGAAAUGGUGUCCACACUUCCUCGCCCUCCAGCACUAACUCCAGCUCUGGCAGCACAGGGAAACGCCGGAGUCUCUUCCGCGCUCCAUCUCUUAGUUUUACGAGUAAGCGGAACAGUGAACCCCGUGUGCAGCCAAUCAACCUUAACCUCACUCCUCCACUGACACAGAGCACUGACGCAAAUGGAAAUAACCAGCAGUCGAUAACGUCGUCAGUGUCGACAGGGUUCAGUGAUGGCGGCGGCCGACCCAAGUCGCGCCACUCGUUUGGGUUCGGCAGCCACAAGCAGAAGAAAAUCACACGUUCUCAGACCGAGGAUUUUGAGAAAGGAUCCUCGUCCUCCUCCACAGCCAACCGAAAUGUGUUCAUAAACUGCAUCAGCGGCUCGGGGGUGAAUGAGGGGGAUGACUCCGGGUUCCUCGAUGACUACAGCGGUGGCAGUAAUAACAAACGCUCGUCACGCCAGAAGAAGCAGCUGCUGCCCAAGUCUUUCUCGGCUCACCACCGCUUCUCGAGCAAAUCUGAUCACCACAGACCUCCAGAGGUGAAACUGGAACCUCCCAGCUCCACCGCCACCACCACUCCCACCAUCACUCCGGGGGCAGGGGGACUCACACCAGGGUCAUGGCCAGGCGAACUGCUCGGAGCCAGUGGCGAGAGCUCACUCCAGUCCCCUAUGAUAUCAGAAGAUCGAACUACAGCCAUCACCCCUUCAGAGUUCGUCCCCAUCACGGAGGAUUCUGUAUCGGAGGUGGAUGCUCUGCCAGCUCCCAGCCCCGGGUCUGCUUUAGCUCCUGGACCUGUGUCUGUUCCUGAGCCGGCUACUGACCCAGCUCCACCUGACCUGCCAUCUGUUCCAGAGAGCUUCAGCGUGGCGGUCUCCACCUCCCAGGUUUUUUUCACUCCGGCUCAGUCCAGCACUGAAAAGCCAUUACUCCCCGACACCAGCACAGCCAACAACACGGACUAUGAGACUGCCAUUUCCCUUUCUGAGCCCGAGACAGCUGUACUCUGCCUUCCUCUGCCCGAACAAUCACUGGAAGAGAGGAAGGAGAGGGAGGAGGAGCGAAAGGAAGCGAAGAAAGAGGUGUCAGCAGAGGAGAGGAAGAAGAAGAAGAGAGAGGUGGUGGAGGUGAGGAAGGCGGGGUACCUCACAGAGACCACGAGCGAGAGCGAGGCAGGCGGGGUGCGCAGCGAGGGUGGUCAAUCCAACCCCGAUCGCCCGGACAGGCGGGUGAGACACACGCUGUCGGUGCAAGAAAGAGGAAAGUUCUGCGGCUGCCACGAACCCAGGCCGUCUCACUUGAGGAAACCACACACAGCCUCUAUGUGCAGCAGCGUCAGCCCCUAUCAUGAGGUGAUGCGGAUGGAGCGGCGUCUGCGCUCCUCGUCUGAGGGGGCGGGUGGGCCUCGUAUCCCAGGCAACCACAGGGAUGCCCCGGGCAUGGAGGGAUGUGGUCUGCUCAAACACCGAAACAACUCUUCCUCAUCAAAGCUGGGAAGUCUGGACUUUUUAAACAACCUGGGCUCCUCAGAGCUGGAUGAAGAUGACCUGAUGUUAGAUCUGGACCUCUCUGACGAUCAGCGGCAUCGACACGUGUCCAGAGAAGACUCCAGCCAGUCCCUGGCCUCUUGUCUCAACCUGCUGCCCUCUCCCAUGGACCCAUCAGCAGACCGCAUCCCUGGGAAAGAAAACAAUCAGAGGGAGCCCAGCCGUCCAACUACCCUGCUGCCUGCCGACUGGAGCUCGGGGCUGGGUUUUGGGAGGGAAGACGAGUCCUUACCCCCAGGGCUGGAAGCGCUUCCACUGCGACUGAUGCAGCAGGACUGCACGGCUGUCAAAACCCUGCUUUUAAGACUUAGACGCACACUGCAGGAGAGCGCAGAGACGAGUCCUGCCAGCAGCCUCCAGUCUUUACCCAUCAGCCCUUGCAGUGAAAAGUCCCUUCCGUUCAAGGAUCCCGGCAGAGAGGAGGCCUUGUUGCAACAACUGAGGGAGAAAGACGAGCUGAUUCUCCGACUCCAGAGUGAACUGGAGAAUGCCAAAGCUGCCCUGAAGAUGAAAGACCGCCAAAUGACUGACCGUGUAACACAGACCGAGCACAUGGGGCCAGAGACCAAUCAUCCAGGCCGGUGGUCAGGACUAGGCAGCAGCAGCAGUCUGGCCCCAAGGGACCGAAGGGUAGUGCGGGUUGUGGGGGCAGCACUCGCAGGGGACCUGUGUAACCAGCACGUCCUCCAUCACCAUCCACCUCUGCACGGCCACCCUCCUGCCUCAGAGCGACACACUGCCAGGGAAGAGCGCCACUGCCAUGGGGCACUGGCACAGUCUUCAGCCCGUCACCCAGCAUCAAAUCUGGCUACAGGCUCCUCCAGCCUGUCCCUCGCCACCACCGCUGUGUCAGCCCUAGCCUCACCUUGUACUCCAGCUCAGCUCCUAGUGUCACACCCGGGGCCCAAUCCAAAUCAAUGCCCGGGCUCCGGACCGGCGGCCGCUAAUCUCACAGUGAUUCCAUGUCUAUCCUCCAGGAUGCCAGAGGGGGUGUCCUCCUCUUCUGAGUCCCUAACUGUAGGAGGAGGAGGAGGAGGAGGAGGAGUGAGUCUGUCAGGUGGAGUGAGGAGAGCAGGAGGAGAGCACUACCCCCCCAGCCAUAUUCCCCGCGCAGUCAUGGCCAGCGCCUCCUCGAGCCUCCACAGCCUCGCGGGCAGGGGAAGCCCCUCGCCGAGCAUCUCGUCGUCCGACCAGGCCUCCCCUCCCCCUCCCACACCUUCCUCCGCCUCCUCUUCGUCCUCCUUGUCCACCGCAUUUACGGGUCGUUUAGGACAGCCACCUCGAGGCCCUCUGUCCCUGCAUAGCUACAGUCGUAAAAAUGUCUUCCUUCAGCAUUCCCUACACACUGCCGAGCUGCAAGCUCUGACACAGCGAGACAGUUGAGAGGACUCAAACCUUUACGCUCUCCCCCCUCAACCAUAAGCAGCCAUAUUAUUGACUCAAGUGACAAAAUGUGUGACUUUAGAGAAACACCGCUGCUCCUUCGGAACAAGUCUCUUGAAUUUCACUGUCACCGUUUCUGCGACACAUGAACACCACAUAGUUAUAGUCCCAAAUGUUUCUCUUCACUUUGCUCAUAAAACCCUUCGCUGACAUUUUGUUCGUAGGCCUGCUCGCUUAAACACACGAUCAUUCGCAGGUGCGAGUGUGAAAAAGGCACUCACCCGUCUAUCAGAACUCCCACGUAGUGUCAUGCUGACAAUUUAGAUGUGCUUACGCCCACAGACACACAAAGUGCAGCCCAGAGACUCACAACCCUUCCACAGAGACACACACUUACACUCUCAGGCAGAUAUCUCCACUGAUAUCUCUGCUUCACAAUCUGUACAAACAGGGUUUUCAAACCAGGACAGACACGUGAGGUUUCUUUUUGUUUGUGCUUUUGUUGAUGAGAUUUAUUUUUUAAUUGAUGUUAAUCAUUUUUAACAGUUUAAACCAUGAGCUGCUUAAGGAACUAUGGGAAAUGACCGUAGCGUGUGCUUGUAAGGAUUUAUUCUCACCUGGCCAAAACCCCACGUCAGAUCCACUCCACAUUCCUUAAUGUCCACUACGAAGUCAUCUGCAUCCACUACCGUCUUACUGCAUGCUUUUAUAAAUGUAAGGGAAAUACAGGAGGGCCUUUUCUACUGCAACAACACCGGGGGCUGGGGUAUUUUGAUAAUGUUUCAGUAUCAACUCUCACCUCAGUGUUUCAAGAAGGGAAUCGAACAUGCUACGACCUCGAAGAAAUGUGCUUUGAGAAUUUGUCGAUCCCACAUAACUAAGAGAUCACAUGCUCUCUCAGAGGAACUGGACCACUGUUUUUAAAGAAAGCAAUGUUGCCCCCAUUAUAUACAAUAAUUAUUAUGUGUUUGCAAUGUUAGAAUAGUACGGUACAAAAUUAUCAAUUCACUCCUAUGAUUACAACAUUAUUCUGAAUUAUUAUCCCUGCAGACUUGGCGAACAAGAUCAAAACACAAUUGUGUGAAGGAAAAAAGGAUUUGAAACAACCAGCAUUGUGUAUGUUUUCCAAAAUGUACAUGUGUGUGUGUGUGUGUGCCGGGUUUGGAAGGAAGCUCUUCUAACUUUUCUUUUAGGGCUGGGUAUCGAACAGAGAUACACACCUGUGCUUUGUUAAAUGUCAAUACCAAUUUUUAGGAAUACAGAGGGAACAAAUGUGUCUCAAAUCAUGGAGUUAUAUUUCCUUCACAGAUUUGACAUCAUCAAGUUAUAAUUGCGAGGAAUCUGAUUCUGUUUGGUGAAGAAAGACGACAGAAAACUGAUCUCGAUCGAAUGAUCGGAAGAAAAUAAAUCUGAAGCCGCGAUUUUAUAAUAUAUCCCAUAUAUUUUCACUGAUACCCAGUCCCUAUAGGAUCUUCUUUUGUCCUCCUGAUCUCAGAUGUGUUGGUUUGUCUUUUUGAAAACUGACCUAACGAGAUGGUGUUUGGUCAAGUAAGGCGGAAAUGUUGUUCUGGACAGUGGGACCCAUAUCUUUCGAGUAAGAUUUACAUAGACUGUAACUGCCAUGACCUGCUGAGUCGUACAACUUCAUUCACGUUAGAUGUUUCACAAUUUAACAAGUGAGCAAAAUCCACCAGGACCUUCUCAGUCUGAGCAAUGAAUAUACACUCACCAAUCACUUCAUAAGCCGCACCAUGCUAAUGUCGGAUAUUGCCGUCUUUUGCCACAAGAUGUUGGAAACACUCCUUUGAGAUUCUGGCUCAUGUUGCAUCACGUCAUUCCUGCGGAUUUGCCAUUCUCCUGCUCAACCGCAUGCCAAAGGUGUUCUGUCUAAUCCAGACAUAUUGAUCCUGGAGGUGAUUAAAUUACCUGAUUGUCUGCAUUUUGAAAAGAGUGUGAGACAACCUGCUCUGUGAAGUUGUGCAUCAUCAAGCUAGAAGUAGCCAUUAGAAGCGGCUAAAUUGUGGUCAUAAAUGAAUGCUUGUGGUCAGCACCAACACCCAGUUGCCAGGCUGGGGCUUUCAAACUAGGAUUGAUUGGUAUGAAGAGGGUGCCAAGAAAAUAUUCCCCCCCCUCAGUAUUUCAGCACUGCCACCACCAGCACCACCAGCCUGACGGUUGAAAAGAGGCAGGCUGGGUCCUCGGAUCCUUGCUUCACGCCAAAUUCUGCAGAAAUUGAGAUUUAUCAGUAAAGGGGACAUGUUCUGCUCUUCAGCUCAACUGUGUUGGCGAGACUGUGCCUAGUGCCGAUUUCUUGGCUGAGGGCAGAUGGACCCAACAGAGCGUUGUAGCCCGUCCCCCUUGAGGUUUCACUUGUUCAUUCUGAGAUGAUUCUCUGAGUAACUCCAGCUCUGUCAGCUCCAACCAGACUGGCCUUUCUCCUCUGAACUCUCAUUAACAAGGCUGUUUCUGAAGACAGGACUGUUUCUGUUUCCUGCAAAAUUCCAAGUAAACUCGAUCAACAGUUUUAGAAAUACUCAAACGAUCAUCCCAUUUCCCUCUGACCUGAUCGAUCUAAAGCUCCUGACCUGUACCUGCAUGAUUGCAUACAUUGUACUUCAUGGUGCCACACGAUUGGCCAAUUGCAUUAUCGCAUAAGGUGUAUAGGUGUUCCCUAUACAGUGAUUGGUGAGUGUACACACGCUGCUGAACUGUGUAAACCGUCAAACUCUCCUUUCUUUCACCCACUGGCUUUUGGUCAAACCUGAUAAUGCUCAGCGGGAGGUGGGGUCCUGCCCUGCUGCCGGAGGCAGGCCAGACGUUCACUGCUUCCGGCAUCCACACAGAAUGUUAGGUUUGGAAGAAGCUGUUGACCUUGUCUGGCUGUGGGGGAGUUGAAUAAACUGUGAGUGGUGGGGGGGCGAGUGUGUGUUGUAAAGCACACCUCAUGAGGUGAGGAGCUGGUAGAGGUGAAGAAAAGCCCUGAGGAAGCCGGCCCUGAUCCCACUGGUGAAAGCUACUCAGUCUCCAUCUUGUCUUUUUCUUCACCCUUUCUCUUUUUGUCCUUAUUUUUUCUCCACCUCAAUUUGAUUCCACCUCUAUCCUCCUUUCAUCUCUACCUGUUCAUUUCCCUCCUGUCUCCCCAGCAUCUUUCUUUGCUGCAUUCAAACUCACUUUUGUUCUUUUGCUUAUUUUCAGCCUGUCAUCCUGCUUCCCCCCUGCAUCGUGUCCCAGGUCUCUCCUUCCCUCCGUCUCUCUCCCCUGCUUAGCCUACUUACACCCAGAGCCAGUAUUCUCAUAUAGUCGGUGUCCGUCACAGACUCUGCUGGAGCAGCUCUCGGUCCCGGGCGCUGGGACCAGCAGCGCCGCCGAUUCCCACUCCAGUUUUCUAAUUAGAGAGUAAUUUUACACCUGCUGAAUGAAAUGAGCUCCCUGGUCGAGUAGAGGGCCGGCAGCGAUGUGGCUCCCGAGGACCUGGCCUCAGAGCAGCCGCUGUAAUGUGAACUAAAUACCCCCUGUUAAGCCUGAAACAUGCUUCUGAGACUGCGACUGCGUCUUUUCACGCCGCUGUGGUGCAAGACUCGUUUUCAUUCAUGCUUCCCCAACCGUUGCGCGUCUUACAAAGCAAUUUCGCGCCAGAACACUAGGCGGAGUAAUGCUUUUUGUCGAGACGACCUUAGAGACGCCUUCUUUCUUCUUCGUCGAUUGUUUAUUUACAUAGCCACUGCGGCUUCUCGUAGCCUUUUUCUGGCGGACAAAUCCGCCAGUCAGUGACAGGUUAUACAAGUGAUCAUACUAUCGGAUAUCUUCUGCCAAGUGCUCUUCUAUUUGGUCCAUAUUCGUUCUUCUAAAUCUUCCGUGAUUUCUGACGGUAUUAUGGGGCAUGAAACCGGAAAUGCAGCUCCAGAAGGGAUGUAGAGCAGACCAAUCACAGCCUUGCGGGCUGAGUGAGCUUGCGGAGCUUUGCCGUAAAUUUUAGAAAAGGGGGUCGACACCCGUCAGCACGUAAGGAGGGAUACAUAAGCACGUAAGGGACCCGGAAGGGCUCUUGCGCUUACGGGCCCGUGAAAACGCAGAAGCAUGUUUCAGGUUUUAGCUUUGUUUACAGGUGGAGGGAACAGUUCGUGUUCCACUGGCCGACCUCUAAAGAUAAUCUAUUUCUAUCCUUCAUCAAUGCCUGUGUCGCAGGUGAAAUGUCUUAAGGGAGCGCUCGGCUCUGUUUGCACUGCUCGCGCACAUUUUAUUUCUCUGCCGUGUUUGCUUCGGCUACUGUCAGAUAUCAUGAGAGGAAAAGGCCUCUUCUGAAAAGGCAGAUCCGAUGUGGGAGCUGUCGUCUUUCUGAGACGUGUUUCCCUUUGUAACCGUUGCAGUGGAACGAUAUUGAAUUUCACUGCUGGGAAAACAGGGGUCAACAAACCUCAGCUCUUGUGUUUACUGAGCCACGUGUUGUACAUUCACUGUUAUUUAUUGUUUCUGCCUUAUUUAUAUUUUGGACAUAGACAAGUUUCCUAAAAGCAUCUUGGCACUAACUAAUGAAGCUAGUUGUCAGGAUAAUAAUCAUGGUGGAAAUUAUAUAACAAAUUCUGAUGAUAUUACUAUAAUUUUAAUGAAUCACCAAUACUCUACUGUUUUUUAUGUGCUUACUGUAACUAAGAUUUUUUUUUUCUGUAAUAAGAAAUGAAUUGUAUAACUGUACAUAACUAAUUGAUAAUGUUGAUGUUGACACUGAGUAAUUAGGGUUGACAUACAUUGUUCGUUUGGCACUUAAGAGAUUAAAACUUGCAAAGAAAGGUUUAGGAUAUGUUUUUCAUUGAUUAAUGUUAAAUGCAGUCGGAGGUCUGGGCUAUUACCAAAGCGUCUCAGGCUGUAGUUACACAUCACAAACAAAUGUGUUAAACUGAAAGACACUAAUGUUGAACUCAGUUCCCAUGCUAAAUUUACAUGUAAAGGCCAGUUGACUCCGAGUCCCCUUGAUUUUAUCCCGCUGUGCCCGUCCCCCUUAAAAUCCAGCCUUUGCACUAUGACUUUGAAAGACUUGACUUUCCCAACUUUUGCCGAACUGUGCCAGAAUUAUGAUGAUUGAUAAUCUAUUAAAGAUGUUCUUUUUCUUCUGCGUCUAAGUAUAUGAAACUGUUGGGUAUAGAUUCAUACUGUGAGCCCCUGACCAGCGAUAAGCUCAUAACCAGCUCACAUAUUCAUUAGGGAUAAUCCAUCCCGAACAAAAAAAUGUCUGAUGGGUUUAUUUAUGGUCCAAAAAAAAAUUGUGUGUUCACCCAAAGUAUUUCUCCUCAGUUUCUGUCUGAGAUUGUUUUUGUCACUCUCACAGUUGUUUGUUCACAUGAGAAAUGUCCUAUCAAAAGAUUCCUGUCCACUGUCUGCUCAUUGUUAAUAUUUAAUACAAAUAAAAUAGAUGA